GGCAAUCGCCGGCUUCCCAGUACGGCCUCUCGGAGGCGGCAGCAGAGCUACCAUGGCUGACGGCGGUGGCGGUCCUGCCGAGGCGUUCAGCCCGCGGGAGUCCCCGGGCCGAGCGCCGCGGGUGCCGCGCGACGUCCGGCCCCAUAGUGGCAGCGGCGGCGGGGAGACCCCGCGGACGCCGGCGUUGGCGCUACGCUUCGACAAGCCCAUCAAGCAGGCCUUCUACAACACCGGGGCGGUGCUGUUCGUGUGCCUGUGCUGCGGCGCCGCCGUGCUCGUCUACUUCAUUCUGGAGGCCUUCCUGCGGCCGCUGCUGUGGGCCGUGCUGUGCGGCACCUUCCUGCACCCCUUCAAGAGCUCGCUGACGCGCCUGGGCCGCCACUGGCUGCAGCGCCUGCACCGCGCGCACACGCCCAUCGUGUUGGCCGCGCUGCUGCUGCCGCUCUGCUUUGCCGACUACGGCGUCGAGGCCCUGGGCGAGCAGGCGCUGCGCCGGCGCCGGCUCUUGCUGCUGCUCGGGGCCGGCGUCCCGCUCCUCUACGGCCUUUACAGCCUGGGCAGCUACCUGGGUGUCCAGGUGCUGCUGGCCCACAUCGGCGUGCUCAUUUGCCGCGGGCUGGACUACUUCAGCAGCCUGUGGAUCUGGACGUUGGUGGUCGGCUACGUGUUGACUGUUUCAUUCAAGUGGAAUGCAAGCACUGAGCGCUACUUGAGAGCGGUUUCAAUUCCUGUCUGGAUUAUAUUGCUCUUUCAUUUAGCAUCUCUGGCUGGCUCCUGGAGAAUUCCAGUAUUCCUGGUCAUUGUUUUCCUGAUGUCUGUGGGUACCCUUUAUGAAAAACAGAACGGAAAAGAGUCUUCUGGGGCAGAGUUACCCGGGCAAGUUAUCUCCAUGGCCGCCUCUACGCUGGCCACCCUGGCCAUCUCUAUCACGGGGUAUGAGUCCGGUGCGGAAGACCAGCCCUCCACUCAGCCUGAAGAAACCAUGGACAGAGGAGAACCCCCUCCAGCAUUGUCCUCCUCCUCCUCCUCUUCCUCCCCUUCACCCACACUGGGCAGACAGAAGCCUGAAAUGGGGACGUUCCUCAGGAAGAAGAAAACGAGCGACAUCUACUUCGUGGCUCUCGUUUGGGCCAUCAUCGCGGUCCAGCUCUGGCUGAACCUGUGGAUCGUGCAGCUGCUGCCAGUGCCGAUUGCAGUCUGCGUCCUCAAAAAGCUCGUCAUCCACUUCGGAGUCGUGGACUUCCUGGAGCAGCGUGGCUGCGUGUGGUGGCGGGCCGUCGAGCACUUCCUCCGGGAGCGGCGGGAGGCUCUGGCGCCCUGGCCGGUCCUCGGGCUUGGGAAGUUCCUGUUAAAGGUCGAUAGCAAGCUCUGGCACUGGCUAAAUAAGAAGAUGAUCAUCUGGUUGGAGAAGAUGUUAGACAAAAUAAUUAGCAUUUUCAUCAUAUUUUUGUUAGUGAUAGGAACUCUUCUUUUAGCCCUGCUCCUGACUGCAAAGGUCCAUCAAGAGAGUGUACACAUGAUCGAAGUCACAAGCAGCUUGAUUAAUGAAACUCUAGCAAAUCACCCUGAGUGGGCAAAUUGGCUUCCUGAGGCUCAGGUAGUCCAAAGAGCCCUCAAUUCUGCAGCUAACAAUGUGUAUCAGUAUGGACGAGAAUGGAUAACCCACAAGCUUCAUAAAAUUCUCGGAGAUAAGGUGAACAAUACUGCUGUGAUUGAAAAGCAAGUACUAGAGCUUUGGGACAGACUGUAUCAUUCUUGGUUUGUAAAGAACGUGACCCACUCCGGAAGGCACCGGGGACACAAGAUGCACCCGAGUCGUCAGAAUAGCUGGCUGGGGGACAUCCUGGAUUGGCAGGAUGUCGCGUCCUUCGUCCACGAGAACAUUGAGACUUUUCUUUCUAUCUUAGAGUCCCUGUGGAUUGUGAUGAGCCGGAACGUGAGCCUGCUGUUCACCACCGUCACUACGCUCCUGACCAUCCUCUUCUACAGCGGGACGGCCCUCCUUAACUUCGUGUUGUCUCUGAUAAUUUUCCUGACCACACUGUUUUAUCUAUUAAGUUCCAGUGAUGAGUACUACAAGCCAGUGAAGUGGGUGAUAAGCCUGACACCACUCUCUCAGCCAGGUCCUUCUUCUAAUAUUAUUGGCCAAUCUGUGGAAGAAGCUAUCAGGGGGGUGUUCGAUGCUUCCCUGAAAAUGGCUGGCUUCUACGGAUUGUACACCUGGCUGACUCACACUGUGUUUGGCAUCAACAUUGUCUUCAUACCAUCAGCGUUAGCAGCAAUCCUGGGAGCAGUGCCAUUUCUGGGGACGUACUGGGCGGCAAUACCUGCGGUCCUAGACCUGUGGCUGACACAAGGCUUAGGAUGCAAAGCCAUCUUGCUGUUGGUUUUUCAUCUCUUGCCAACAUACUUUGUAGACACUGCCAUCUAUUCUGAUAUAUCAGGAGGUGGCCAUCCUUACUUGACCGGCUUGGCAGUGGCUGGCGGCGCAUACUACCUGGGCCUCGAAGGGGCGAUCAUCGGGCCCAUCCUGCUCUGCAUACUUGUGGUGGCUUCCAACAUCUACAGUGCCAUGCUUGUGAGUCCCACGAAUUCAGUGCCCAUGCCGAACCAGACCCCGUGGCCUGCUCACACCCAGCGGACUUUCCAUGACGUUUCUGAAGAUGUGAAAUCUUCAAUAGACUGACAUGGCUUCCGCUACAGUGGUUUCUCUGGGAAGUUCAACCUUGACUGUGAGUUCAGCUCAGCUGUGGCCUUCUGUCCAUUCCGCUGUGCCCGGCAAGCAGAGCCCAGGACGAGGAGCAGAAGCCUCCUGGCCUUCCAUACAGAACACGUGGACAAGAGCAAGCUUGCUGUGGGCCGCAUUGCCACUUUGAAGCACAGCUUUAGAGCUCCGAAAUGUGGUUUGCACACCUCACCGUUGCUAAGAUGGCUUGAAAAGUUUCAGUUUGUACACUGGUACCAUGGCUUGAAAUUUUCCCCCUCUGCUUAUCUAGAUUAUGAUUAUAAUAUAUAUUUAUAAAGUUAUUUUUAAGAGCCCUAAACUACCUGCCAUUUAGAGGGCAUACAUUGUAAUCUUUCUCCUGUUUUAAGAAGUCUGUUCAUACACUUUUCAAUGAAAAGGGCUCUCACUUUUGAGUAUGUAGUUGCUUGAGCAGGAAAAUGAGACUUCUUCCCACAGCGUACGGUCCUCUCCGAGAAAGAGCUAAUCUUAAGUGUAAGGGCGGAGUAGCUUAUUUCAAGUUCAGUUAGUUGUGUGUCGCAACCAUAGGAGAGACAGAUGGACUACAGAUCUUCGUCCACUUUCUUUUUCCUCCAUCCCCCACUACGCUGUUGCCAGAAUUCCAAAACUUGGCAGACCACACUGAAGUGAAAUACGUGUAUGCUGCUAUUAACGGUAACAAUAUGCUAGAAUUCAAGUUGUGAUAUUUUUCUCUGUCAGAAUGUUUUAAGUGAAGAGUCUCAGGUGCAGCAUGACUUUGAUUUGUUAGUGUAUCCCUGUUUCUUUAUUUGGAAUUCUGCCACUUAGUUACUGAUAGGCUAGAAUGUGGUCUUCAUGUAGCAUUUUUCCCUCACUCAGCACAGUGCCUUCCUUGCACAUAAGACUCUCUAGGUGAACGCUUGUUGAAUUAAAUUGUGACUUUUUAUGGAUGUCAGAUACCACAAUAACCAGCACAGUGCUUUACAUUUUGUAGAGUCUUGUUGAGUGUAAUUAUUUCACAACAACAUCACGUAACCUUUCAUACAGCUUUAUCUUGUUUUGUAACAGUUUCACACAGAUGGGGAAGCCAAGGUCAGAAAGGUGACCAACUCAAAGUCAUGAAGUUGAAUAAGAUUUGACCUCAAAUCUUCUGACUCCAUAAGCCUUCAAACUCUGCUAUACUGUAGUGUUUCUUCUUAAUAUCUUACAGUGUUUCCAGUGCAGUAAGAUAGAAUAGGUGUCCUUGGACUCGUCCUACAGUUAAUGACAGGGCUGGGACUAGAACCGAACUCUCGGCCUUGAACCCUUUCCAUUGUGUAGAAAUAGUCCUCGGGCUCUUUCUUUGCCCCUAAGGGAAUAUGGAGGAGAAAUGGUUCUUUAGUAUCAGAGAUCAUGUUUUUUUGGAAAACAAAAGUAGAAACUAUUUUUUCUAAAGCCCUUCUGACUAAGAAGCAUUGUUAGUGAUAAUUAACUUAAACUUAUUCUGCUAUUUCUUAAGAAAAAUUCUGUCUACAAGGGAGGCUACAAUAAGGUCUUUGACUGUUCAUACAGGAGACUCCAUGUAGGUCUCUUAUUUUUACUAUGAAUCCUUCAACAAGUAUAAUUUGAUAUGACACCAGGUGUUACAUUCGGUCACUGAAUACCUCAUUAUUUUCUGCAGCCUGUUGUUUAAUCAUUCGUUCAGUAAAACCUUUACCGAGACUUUGCCAAACUCUAGGUCGCCUGCCCGAGGCUGUGCAAGGUGCUGUAGGGGGUAACUCAUGAGAAGGCCUUCUCUCACCGUAACGUGUAGACCCAACGUGUCGCUAAAAAGAAAAUUUUGUAUUAAAGGAGUUAAAAGAGAAAUCAGGUUUAUUUUUGUUAAUUGCAUAAAGGAAAGUUUAUAGCUAUAAUUAGGACAUAUUCAUAAGAGGUAAAUACACACAAUGAUUUAGGGUGCAUGUACAGAUUAUGUUCUUCCAAAGUGCUUUGAGCUAUACAUACAAAGUGAUGUUGCAAAAAACUUAACUUGAGCUAGUGUAUGGCUGUAGCCUGUCAUAAUGAUUUGUGUGAAUACCAGGCAUAGUGGGGAGAACUCUGUGCUCUGAGAGAAUAGAAUAGAGCUUCCCAAACGGGCAGCGAUAUAAUAUCAUCACCCUGAACGUCAGGAACAGAGGAGCCCCGCAGUGCUGCACCAUCCUGGUUGCGAAAUGCGAAGGGGCCCAGCACUCCAGCAACUGCAAGGACUGGGAAGCCGGACUGGCCAGAGGAGGGCCUCCUGGAACCCUCAGAGACAGAAACGUGCCCCCUCAGACAGGGAGAGGUUUUGCAGAAUUUUCACAGGGCUUGGAGAUCAAGCGGUAUGAAAAGGUAGGAAUCUCAAGCUCAAGUGUCAGAGAUGACCAACCCUCAGAGUCUCCGUGUUUGACCCAGAAAGAAGAAUAAAAUGCAUUGAUGAAGCAGAAGUAGCUUCAGUUCAAACUGAGUACAGAAAUCCUACCCCAAUGUCCUGCAUUUUACUGCUGUAUUAAAGAUUAGUUCACAGGGACUAUUCAGUUGUAAACUGAACGGAGGAGGAGAUAAACGCUAUCCACACAAAUGUGCCCCCCUCCCACCCAGAGAGGGCAAGGCAUGUGAUACUCAGCAUAACCUCUGUGUCAUAUAAGUCCUACUUCAGUUUCACAAUCCUCACCACACUCAGUGUUCCGGAAGUGAUCUCUGUCAGACUGCCUUAGAUGCCAAUCUUAUUUUUAAAUUUGCAAGAACCCUACACCGUCUCCCAUUAGGGGUGGGUUAGCUGGCAGGGUGUUCCCUUGACUUCUGAGACUGGUGGAGGUUGACUCUGGACAGUGGGAGAAUACCCAAGAAUUGUUAUGGAGAUGCUUUACUUAAACAGCCUCAGUAGCCCUUGAAAAUAGCAGCUGUUUAUUCUGUUUAAAAAGGCUGGCUGCUCAAGGGCUUGCAGAUAAGGCCCUCUGGCUAACCUUGGUUUUUUUCAUGGGAACUCAUCCUGAACCCAUCCUGACCCUCACUGCUGGGCAGGAAAUGCUCAGAAAUUCAGGCCAGGAGGGUUAGAUUGGAGCACAGUAAUUUUAGGUGAGCUAGCCAGAGCUUUCACCCUCAGGUUUAUAGCAAGUACCCCCUCUCAUACUCUGGUCCUGGUGUCUAGUCUCCUCCGAGGGUCUUCCAAGACCCGCAGUAGAAAUACUCUCUGACAGCAAACUUUCCAAUGCUAGUUCCAGCCAAGAACAGGUACUUUUGCUUUUAUUAAUUACUCCCCUUUGCAUGUUUACCAUCAAAAUAUGUUCAUUUUACUAACUGUGAGGACCUUCCAAAAAAAAUCACAUACUGCCUGAAAUCAUAACAGCUAUUUUUGAUAGACUUGAUUUACAAUUCUAAAACUAUUUGCUAGCAUCAUAGACAUUCUGUGCUAGAAUGGGCCUAUAUACUUCAGUGAUUCCGUCAUUUGCUAGAGAAAGAAAGAAAUCCAUAGAUUCUGGUGGCUUUUGUAACACACAAAGCCAGUUAGUAACAGAAUUCACAGAAUAUAGGUUCUUUUUUCUCUCACUCCAUUGUUCUUCUCUUCCCUUUUCCUUGUAGUUGAGUAGCUUUUGGAAAAAUGUGUUCCUUAUAGCAGUAGUUCAAAGGUAUGCUAUUAGAUGGUAUAAGAAAAUAAAAGUGUGUGGGAGAGGGACUCCAUGGUUAAUUCAAAUUGAGAGAUGCUUGGUUCAUUUUCUUUCUGUAGGACUUCUAAAGGUUUUGAACAUGAAAUUAUAUAGUGUGAAUUUAUAAGAGGGGACAAAGAGUGUUUCCUUAGACUUAUUUGACCUUAAACUGCACCCCCAUCCUCCUUUUCUCAGAGCGCCUCAACGCACUGCUUGCUGGUCCUUUGGGAAGCGUGGUUUUGCAGUAAGUUUACAGCUCUUGUAGGAGAUGACACUCGUGAUGGGCAGUCUGAAUGGUAAAUCUCUCUCCGUGGUACCCUGUAAUCGAAGUGAACCUCAAAGUUUAGUGCGAUACUAGAAAGCAGACUUAUUUGCCCGUCAGAGCUAUACGUGAAGUAUAGAGUCUUUCCACCUAUGGUGUGUGAAAUCAGUAUUUGUGUUUAGUUUUGCAAGGAUCAAUUAAUGUGCAGAUGCUGUGGUGACAUAUUGAUAUUACAUUUUAUUAAUGCUUUUGUAUGGUGCUUUCGGACUGCUUUCGUAACUGCCCUGUGAGACAGGCAGAUGUUAUGUAUUAUCAAAUGAGGCCCUGGAGGCUCAAAAAGGUUUCUGUGGUUUUUCCCUUAAGUUCACACCACACAAUAAUGGAGCCAGAAUUCAGUCAGAAUUUCUGACUCCAAGUCCAGAAUUAUUCACACCCGGUUUCAUAUUUUCCUUCUAGAUUUAUAUUUUACAUGGAAAGGUGUGGAAGUGAUUCUUAAAAUAGUAUAUUUUGGCUUAUUAUCAAACACUGUUUCUUCCUUAUUGCGGUGACUCAGAAAAUGUAACUCCUUUUGUAACUAUCCCAAAGAAAACCCUUCUUUUGUUCCUUGCACUGCCAUUUGUGUAGGUGACUGCCGUGUAUUUCAAGUACCAUUUGAUUUUGAAACCAAAAUUGGACAGUAUAGUGUGGUUGCUUGUGUAAUUUUGGAAAAUGUAUCACCUCUGCAUUCUCAGGCGAAGUAAAGAUGGUUCAAAAGUAAAAAAGUAUUCAAAUACAACAGUAGGUCUUUAUUCUCUCACAAAUGCUGUUUCUUAGCUUUAACUUGCUUUGACAACCUAUUGAUGUAACUUCUUUGUAAAUGUAAAAUAUUUAUAUUUUGAAAUAAAAUCGGUGUUGAAUGAA
Molecule: messenger RNA, 7507 nt
Organism: Artibeus jamaicensis (Jamaican fruit-eating bat)
Lineage: Eukaryota; Metazoa; Chordata; Mammalia; Chiroptera; Phyllostomidae
Gene: TMEM245
Product: transmembrane protein 245
Exons: 18
Coding region: 53-2686 (877 amino acids)
Source: RefSeq, a predicted model, not a curated record